ACCAUUACAACUUUGCGUGCAUUCUCAACUCAGUUGCCAACGGACGUGACAAAGAUGGCACAGUCGGGAAACAUUUUGGAAAAGAAAUGGCAGCAGAUGACUUACGAAAAACACCGACAGAGAGUAAGAACAUUAUCAAUUCAUCUUUUACUUGAGGGAGAAACAAUUAAAGGAAUCAAAGUAAAGAAAUCCUGUCGGUGUUGUAAUUUCGUGUGUAUGUUUUGGUGUUUGUGUCAAGUAACAACAAGCAAACCUUACAAAGUCAAGAGUUGUUAUCUACUUUAGAAAAGUGAAUGAGUGUGAGGUUUGUCCUCAGGAAAUAAGAGAGCUUUAUUUAAGGUACUGCAGGUUAUGCAUGGAUCUUUGAAAAUUGGCUUUUGUUAUCCCUUCAUUACCUUGUUUACUUUGUUAAUGCAGUUGUUAUUGUGGUUUACCAUGAGGUGUUUUUAUAGAACUCCAAUCCUCGAAAACACGUCUUCCCCUUGAAAAUUGUUGUUAAGGAAUUGUUUCUACAAAAGUUCUACUUGACAUGAUUACCAAAUAUUUGAGAAAUUUCUCAAAACAGAGGAAUCUACAUUAGAUUUUGAAUCUCUAGACUUACGCAAUAAGCGCGCGCUUGGUACAAACAGAAACCUUCACGCAUGUCGACAAGCACUAAAAGGAGCUUAAAGGACUUUGAUUGCAUAAAUAAUUUGCCAGUCAAAGCGUCGUUCAGUAUUUUCAUUGUUGUUGUAUUUUUAAAGUGCUUUUUCUCCUGCAGCUUAAAGAGACAAAAUCUACGUUAAAAGGAGAAACCACGCUACAGUUUAACGACGAAGAAGCCCAGAUGCAAUUGAGAUUCAGGCGGAUUAUGGUGAGUUUUCCUAAUUUUCUAUCGAAUGUUGAAAAUAACUCGGGACUAUAUUGAUUUUGUCUCUCUUCGCUCUGUGAUUGUUCCAAAAAAGUCACGCUACACUCCCAAAUAAUCAUCACAAUCUGAUGACUGACUUAGAAUAGAUCGCGAUCUAGUUACUAACGUUUUUCCGCACUUCGUGAAGUUUUCUUGUGUUUACUUUGAGAUCUCAUUGGUUGCAUGUCAAUUCUUUCUCUUUUCCUGACUGCCAACCUUGUUAGCGUCAGCUACAGUGGACAUAAAAAUGAGAAUUUUAAUACUUACACAUCUUCCUUUUGUCGGUACUAAUUUAACAUGGUGACUGUUCAAUAGAGAGGAUUUCAUAUUUUGGAAGUCCAAAGGAAGACCAUUAAACAGAGAUCAUUUUUAAAAGUAUUUUAGAGCAACUGCACUCUCUGGCUGUUUUCGUCAGUCACUGAUGAAUGUUAAUUUUAUGCGGUCCUCAUUUGAUCAUUACAGGCCGAAGAGCAACGACAGGCUGUAAUCGAAAAACAAAACCACAAGCUGCUGCAAAGAAUUGUGGAUAUUAUGACAUCGAAAAAGAAGAGAUUUCCCGUGACAAGUACCAACGAGACAAAGAGAAAGGUAUAACGAAUUGUCUCGAGGGUCAUCCCUUGAGGAAAAGAGAUUAAAGAAGACCCAAUUGGCAGACUUGAAUAUUUAUUGCUACCUCACACUUACAAGAUUUCACCAAGCCAAUUCUUCAAACCAUAUCCAAAAACCAAGAAUAAGAAAAUCAUCAGCAAAUUGCUAAAUUAGAAGGCGUCUCACAUAGCUCACGUUUGGAUUGUAUAAAAAAUAUCUGCCAUCUAUCUACCGAUGAGGCCUUCUCUAAAAAUCAGAUCACUGCGAAUACAAUAGUUCAGUAUUGGGAUGCUUUUGCGGACCUAUGUUAUUUAGGCCAUUCCAUUAUUACUUUUUACUCGUAAACGGAAUUGCUCCAUGGCUCGAAUUUUUGUUAAGUAUUUUGUAGCGAACGAGGGCGAUUUGUUUUUAUCUCAUGGGUCAUUUAUUUGUUGUUUUUCAGGUCAGCGGACCAGUUCAAGCGGCAGACAGCUCUACAGGAAAACCCAGACAAAGUACUGUUAAACUACCAGCAAUUAACGGUUCUUCAUCAGCGAGUGGCUCAAAGUCCUAACCCUCCAGAACACCAAGAAACUGUGGGAAUACCCGUUUGAAAACUAAUUAUUAGAAACAUUCAUAAAGAAUAGAAUAACAGCGUACUAACAUUUUUGCAAUCUUCUACCCUGUUAUCCUUGUGUGGCCGUUUUUUUGCAGUGUAAGCAUUUUACUACCGGGAAAUUUGAGAUUUAGCUUGCGCCGCCUCAGUUCCGUGAUCUACGCGGAACAUCGUUCAGUGAGCCAACCGGCCUCGAGAUGAACAAGGUGGCGCACCGAUUUAAGCUCUUAGCGAUUCCAACAAUUUUUUAAAUUCCUCGUUUCGUAUGUCGAACAGCGUAUUAGGAUUCAACUCACACAUAGACUAGGAAGAGAUUUAUUAUGUUUGAUUGGUGAAUGAUUAAUGAACAGCGCCUUACGAUAGCAAUUGCCUAUCAAUCGCUUGUCCACAUGGUACAAACAUUUUAUUCCGAACGUGGACAAAACAAAUACAACGAUACGUUUAAUCCUAACGUGAAAUAAUCAUUUCUCGAUGAAUGAGAUUUCUGAUUGAACAUAUACAAAGGAGAAUACAGUAAAAUUAGAAUUUACAGAACAGGAUUGUCAUGCGGG
Messenger RNA from Pocillopora meandrina, 2623 nucleotides. Lineage: Eukaryota; Metazoa; Cnidaria; Anthozoa; Scleractinia; Pocilloporidae. The record is from the annotation of a GenBank genome assembly.